AUGGCUUCUGUGAAGUUGACCGCCCCAAAUGGGCGAACAUACCUCCAGCCUACAGGGCUAUUCAUCAACAACCAGUGGAUAAAAUCGUCUGAUGGCGGUAAGAUUGUCAGCAUCAAUCCUACCAACGAAAAGGAAAUCAUCUCAGUGUACGCAGCGACGGCUCAUAAUAUCGAUAAGUCAGAACACCCCCAUUCGGCCACCCCCCCCAUUCGGCCACCCUAUCAAAAGUAG
This is a messenger RNA of Colletotrichum lupini, 231 nucleotides long. Its product is annotated as aldehyde dehydrogenase. Lineage: Eukaryota; Fungi; Ascomycota; Sordariomycetes; Glomerellales; Glomerellaceae. Bases 1 to 231 code for a protein of 76 amino acids. Gene Ontology annotation, molecular function: oxidoreductase activity. The transcript is spliced from 2 exons. The record is from RefSeq and is a predicted model, not a curated record.